Molecule: messenger RNA, 5466 nt
Organism: Anarrhichthys ocellatus (wolf-eel)
Lineage: Eukaryota; Metazoa; Chordata; Actinopteri; Perciformes; Anarhichadidae
Product: liprin-alpha-1-like
Exons: 16
Coding region: 2481-4286 (601 amino acids)
Biological process (GO): synapse organization
Cellular component (GO): presynaptic active zone
Source: RefSeq, a predicted model, not a curated record
GAAGCUCACAAUGUAAUGUUUUUACACAAUCUGGUUGAAGUGAACUCUUUAUUAGAGGAGGGAUUUAUAAUGAAACUUGUAGAAUAAAAUGUUUCUGAUGAAAUAUCACAUUUUUAAUCUUAGUUUCGGUUACUUUCUCUAAUUGAAAGCAUCCGUCACAAACGAUGUGUUCAAGGACCGUCGGAACGAUGAAAAUCUGACGAUAAUGACAGUUUUUACAGCUUCUGGCUGAUGAACGAUAUAGUUUUGGCGAUUGUUUAAAGAAAACAUGCUUUUCCAUCCCACCGGUGGGUUCCUGUGUUCAGAGUGUUAAACGUGAUUGAGAACCUUUUAAAGAUAUUAUAGCGGUAGUGUUUAUCCUAUCAGGCUAUUGUAUUGAAGUGCACCAUACCCGUCUACAUGUUCUCAUGUCCACCUUGCAUACUAUUUCAUAGGUAUCAUCACAUAUAUGGAAGUGCCAGCUUCAUUUUCAAUCUCCUAAACAGACAAAUAUGUGGCUCAUAUUAUAGUGCUUUGUUUGUGUCGUGGGAGGUUUUCAUAGUUCAGUCUGGGUCACAGUUCAAGAUCAUUUUUUUUUAACCGUGCAGCUCACCAACAAAGGUCCAAGUUUUCUCUUUCUCUACUUCCAUUUUUAUUUUUAUUAACCAGGGACAGUGCACAUUAAUCAACAUUUUAGUUUCCAUCUCAAUGUAAAUGUCAUUUUCGUCGGGCAGGUUAUUACAAUUUAGUGGCCUAAUAUUAUCAGUACAAUUCAACAGCAAACACUGAAGUACAGCACAAUACUAUACAGUACAAUGAAAUAUGUAAAUACAUUACAAAAGUAGCAGAUAUGUAAAAACAAAUCUAUCUUAUCCUUGACUGAAAUCAUUAAACUGCACUUCCACCAUACAAGUCUACUAACAAGUAGCACACACUCCCAUUUGUUUCCACUCAAUAUGAUAUGUUGUGUACAUGAUGAGUUAAGUGGAAAGUACAGGUUCAUCAAUGGUGAAAUCUUAAGGUUGCUGUACAACUCAGCGUCUGCUCUGGAAUGUAGGAAGUAAGCUACUCUGUAAUUACCCCCUGGGCCCGCCUCUCCUGGCCUCUCAUUGGUUAGCGAGAGAGUGGAGGCCUCCGUCGUAGCCAAUGGCAAACUCCCACUUACUCCUUUGUUUUAAUGAAACGGAGUCUGUGCCAGUUGCUGGAAAAGCUCCGGGGCGAGAGAAUGGUUUUGGUGGUGACUGAAAAGAAUGAUCAGUUCCAGCAACCCCCAUCUCACACACACUCUUUGAAACGCAGCGAGAAGGCCUCGCCACUCACCGGGUGCCUGCGGGAGGGGGGAGGGGGGAGGGAGGGAGAGAGAGGGAGAGAGGGAGAGAGAUCUAAUGGACCUCACAUCUUUCUCAGGUUCUCCUCACAGUGGCAGGAUGUUGUAUCGUCAUAUUUCUCACGUACUUUGAGGUGUUAUCUUCUUCCUUUUUAACAUCGAACCAUGUUACUUUAUGAAUGUAUGGACCCAAAAUAAGUAAUUUAGCUGGGAUUUAAGUGCAAUAAAUGGAUCAAAAGGAUGCUGAAACAACGACAUAAUGAUGCCGAUUUGUAAAAUGUCUGAAUGGAUGCUCUGUUAGUUCUGUCCACAAGACGACAAGCAAAUAACUUUUAAAAUAGUUUUCUGUGUGGAUCGAUCGGUGCUAGGCUACGCUAACAUUGUAGCUGCUCCAUCAACUCUCAACAUAACACCAUACAGACGUAAAUAAGACAGCGUAGUUUUCAUUGUUUGUACCAUAUAGUUUAUACACAUAGUUUGGUCCGGUCUCUACUAACAUGAGGUGUCCUAGAGCUCUAUAGUUUGGGCCACUGAUACGAACAUGCUAUGUUCAACUUUAAUACAGCAAUUUUCCCAGAAAUGUCGCCAUAGACACCCAGUUCACAAUGCAAAUAUAUAAAUAUUGUAAUACUUUGAUCAGUGGGUCAUAGACUUAAUCACCAUUGUGUUACCUCCUUCAGCGAUAGAUAAUGACUCAACAGACUUUAAGUCAGUGCGGUCUGCAUUAUUACCUCUCUGCUGAGUGUCUGCUGAAGGAUUGAAGCUGCUCUCAGACAGACAGCAGUUGUCCUCUUGCCUCCAUUGUUUCUGAUGUAACCGUGACCUCAGCUGUGUGAUCACAGCCUCCACAGAAGCCACACAGACGGAAGUGAUGACUCAGCUCCUUUGACUGCUAUCCGUCUUUAUGAAGACAUGUCCAUGAAGAAAUAACUCCCUGCCGCCACGUCAUGAGAAAAUACAACUGUAGCUCAGUAAGUAACCAGUUACACGUUACUGUGUUUGUACGUUACUGUUCUAGGAGUUUGCGACGCUAACAAAGGAGGUGAACGUGUGCCGGGAGCAUCUUCUGGAGAAGGAGGAGGAGAUCGCAGAGCUGAAGGCGGAGAGAAACAACACACGGCUGCUGUUGGAGCACCUGGAGUGUCUGGUGUCUCGUCACGAGCGCAGUCUGAGGAUGACGGUGGUGAAGAGACAGGCUCAGUCUCCAGCGGGGGUCUCCAGUGAAGUGGAGGUCCUCAAAGCCCUCAAGUCACUGUUCGAACACCACAAAGCCCUCGACGAGAAGGUGAGAGAGCGACUACGCGUCGCCUUGGAAAGAUGCAGCACGUUGGAGGAGCAGCUCACCAUGUCGCACAAAGAAUUGUCUUACCUCAGGGAGCAGAGCGGCAUGAAGAGAGGGCUGGCAGACGGAACCAGUGAGGUCAACCACAACUCUGAAAACACACCGAGCACUAACGGCAAGCGGUCGUCGGACGGCUCUCUGAGUCAGGAGGAGGAGUUGGGUCUGGGCUUUGUGAAGGUCAGCGAGCUCCAGGACGUGGUGGACCGUCAGACGUCUGAUCUGGGCCAGAUGAAGGAGCGCAUGGCCGCUAUGGUGUCACGCAUCAACGAGCUGGAGGAGGACUUGGACACGGCCCGGAAGGACCUCAUCAAGUCCGAAGACAUGAACACGCGGCUCCAGAGAGACCUGAGAGAGUCGAUGGCUCAGAAGGAGGACAUGGAGGAGAGGAUCACCACGCUGGAGAAGCGCUACCUGGCCGCUCAGCGGGAGGCCACCUCAGUCCACGACCUCAACGACAAGCUGGAGAACGAAGUGGCCAACAAGGACUCUCUCUACAGACAGACGGAGGACAGAAACCGGCAGCUCCAGGAGAAGCUGGAGCUGGCGGAGCAGAAGCUGCAGCAGACCAUCCGCAAGGCGGAGACUCUGCCCGAGGUGGAGGCAGAGCUGGCUCAGAGGGUGGCUGCCCUCACCAAGGCAGAGGAACGACACGGCAAUGUGGAGGAGAGACUGAAGCAGCUGGAGGCUCAGCUGGAGGAGAAGAACCAGGAACUGCUCAGGGCACGGCAGCGAGAAAAGAUGAACGAGGAGCACAACAAGCGUCUGUCGGAGACGGUCGACAAGCUCCUCUCGGAGUCCAACGAGAGACUCCAGCUUCACCUCAAAGAACGGAUGUCUGCUCUGGAGGACAAGAAUGCCCUGAUCAGAGAACUGGAGCACACCAAGAAGCUGAUUGAGGAGUCUCACCAUGAGAAGGAGCAGCUCCUGAUCCAGAUUGAGACCAUGAGGGCGGAGAGCGAGCAGGGGAGGAGCCGGAGUAACUCCUUACUACACGGACGGUCUCAGCUGGGCAGCACUCCAGAUUUCAGGUACCCCGUGUCUGCUUCCUCCAUGAUGGACAGUAACUCGGACCACUACGGCAGCGCUCUGGUGCUGAGGCGGCCUCAGAAGGGGCGCAUGGCGGCGCUCCGGGACGAGCCGUCCAAGCGACAUGUGCAGACUCUGAACGAGCAGGAGUGGGAGCGCAUGCAGCAGGCCAACGUGCUGGCCAACGUGGCCCAGGCCUUCGAGAGCGACAUGGACGCCUCGGACCUGGAGGACGAUCGAGAGACCAUGUUCAGCUCGGUGGACAUGCUGUCCCCUGGUGGCCAGGCGGACGCACAGACACUCGCCUUAAUGCUGCAGGAGCAGCUGGAUGCCAUCAACAAUGAAAUAAGAAUGAUCCAGGAGGAGAAGGAGAACACAGCCAUCCGGGCGGAGGAGAUUGAGUGCCGGGUGGGCAGCGGCGAGAGCCUGGGAGGACGUUUCCGCUCCAUGAGCUCCAUCAACCCGUCACUGUGUCCGGGCUCCUCGCUGGGCGGCUCUCCUCCAGGCUCCGGACACUCCACCCCCAGACGCAGCCCCAACAGAGAACUGGACCGCAUGGGCGUCAUGACCCUGCCUAGUGACCUGCGGAAGCACCGCAGGAAGGUAAACUAGAGCGCUGCUGUAGUGUGAUCCUCAAUGUUCAGCGUCUUCAUCUCAUCCAGUGCGACGCUAAACUCCUCCGCACGCUCACAAAUAGCACCUUCCACAUCCAGAGGUGUUCACACCUUUAGUGGCAUUAUUGUACUUCCCUCGGCCACCGUGUGCUUUAGGUCUGCUGUUCUAUUCUGGAGCUGAAACGAUUAGUUGAUUAAUUGCUCGGUCGAUCAAGAGAAAGUUCAUAUGCAACAAAUUUUGAUAAUUUAUUAUUUGUUUGAAUAUUUUUUUCAAGCAGAAAGAGUUUCUCAUUUGCUGGUUUUUGCUCAUCAGAUGUUUAAACAGCGUUUUAUAUACGAGUCAAAUGAGAAUUUUGGGUUUGGAUAAAUUCUGCAAUUUGUAACAUUAAAUCCGGUUCAAAACGUCUUAACCCUAAAGAGGACAGAAAGCCAUCAAUUAAAACAUUAAAAUGAUAUUCCAUUUUCACUGAGUUAAUGUUUUACAUCAGUCCCGAUCAUAACUACCAAACACUCAUUCAUUCUAAGAACUUUACCCCUUUAAAUUCCAUGACGUUACAUAAUGUCUGUGUCAAAAUAAAACACAAAAACUUAAUUAUUUUCUGUAAAUGAUCAUUUAUCUUCUCAAACAUUAGAAACUCUCUCAAAUCUGGUGGAAAAUAGUCAAAACUAAAAUGUGAAACCAGGACUCUAGAUUUAAAUAUAACAGAAUUCAUGAUCUCGUUCUGAUUAACGGCUGUAGGGUAACAUGAUGGUGCUUUGAUGGGUUUAAAUGUGAGUGUCUGUAUGUUGACGGCUCUUUAUUAUAGACUUAUUACAGGAAGGUUGAACUAAAAAAAAAACAAACUGCAUUAACCGCACAAUUAAAGAUUAAAAAGCCCCGAAGUGAUGCAUCAGAGUUUACAUAUAUGACAUAAUAAUACAUAUUUGGAGAUGCAUAGAAAGUCACCCUGACAGUAUUUUAAUUCUACAUUUUUACAAAUCUAAUAUGUCCCGAAAAAGUAUAGAUAACAUGGAACACAGAAAACAUUUUAAAUCCAACAUUAGGUGAAACUGGUGAGGAUGUCGUGGGUCAGUUGGUCUCACCCAAUGAGCAACGCUGAAGCUGCUUCUAUGGUCCUGCUAUCGUGUAGUAUUUACAGUUAACUACCCCGUAUCAGUAUAUUGUGUGUGUGUGUGUG